GGUAGACUGACAAUCUUCCAGAUUUAACUCAAGGAAAGAAAACACAUUGUUUAUCCUGUAUUAGAGUUGCCAUUACAGACUGUAGAUUAUAGUAAUGAUUAGACACUAAUUUUGUAAUCAUGAGGUUCAAAGUUAUUUUAUACCACUCUUCUCUGUACUUUUCAUAGCCAUUAAGUGUAUCAGCAACAACCAUCGAUACGGUGAAUGAUAUAAUGAAGAAGUUGCUACCAAUGAUUAGAGUGCCUUACAUUGAAGACUACCAACUGUGGUUCUGUCCUGGCCAAGGGGAAGCUCCAAGAAUACUCCAAGGCCACGAGUGUCCACAUGAUAUUAUACUGACCAACCUUCAAAAUGCCUUCAGUAAAUCGAACUCAAGAAUGCUCCCUGCUUUUCCAGCCUUGCCUGGGCUGCUUGUGAACGACAUAUACUUGGAUGCACAGGGGCAAUUCAUCUUAAAGCCUGCCUUAACGUACUCAGCUACAAGCCAGCAGCAAA
Grammomys surdaster is the source of this 495-nucleotide messenger RNA. RefSeq names its product rho GTPase-activating protein 20-like. The transcript has 3 exons. Gene Ontology annotation, biological process: signal transduction. The record is from RefSeq and is a predicted model, not a curated record. NCBI's taxonomy places the organism in Eukaryota, Metazoa, Chordata, Mammalia, Rodentia, Muridae. Gene Ontology annotation, molecular function: GTPase activator activity. The annotation marks the transcript as partial.